CCACACCCAUUCAGAGAGGUAAGGAGCUGGUGCAAGAGAACCAGAACCUUCUAAACUUAAUACCACCCAACCCUCAGGAGAGGGCACCUGCCAGGGGUAGAGGGGCUUUUUUACAGAAUGCAGAGAGACAGAAAACAGUUCAGACAGAUUCCAGACUUCACAUGCCCAACAGCAAAGGGGAAAGAGCGGGACGAGGAAGACUACCACAGUCACAUCGCCCCACUUUGCUUGAGAUGUUACUGGCUCCAGAUAUCCGACACGAGAGGAAUGUCCUCCUGCAGUGUGUACGCUACAUUGUCAGAAACCACUUCUUUGGGCUGGAGAGCAGAUGUCACAACCAGGAGAAAACUGGAAACAAGGGCACAGCAGUUGUUACAAACGGAGAGCAUGAAGGAAGAUGGGAAGAAUCAUCAGAGAAAAUCCAAGUUGCGUCCCCGUUUGCCUUCUUGAUUAGUAGUGAGGGACAUUCAGCAGUCCUGGAUCUUGGCAGUACGGAGGGUUUAGUUACUAGUGAAGUUUCUGCAGUUAAGCAAGCUCCUUGUAUACUGAAUCACCAAGGGUCUACACGAGAACCUAAUGAACCUACUGUGGAGUCUUUAGGAAGUGUUGGUGAUUAUACAGGUGAUUUCAUCCCAAAUACUGAGGAGACAACAGCCAGUGAUGUAAACCAUCCGGAUGUGUCCUCGAAGGAUGGGAUCACAUGUAUCUCAAAUAUGUAUGAUGAUGAAAUAUGGGAGACCCCCAGUGUUCAAGUGUGAAAGACCCAAAAUAGUUGGUCUUAUUUUGUCCUAAACAUCAAACUGAGAUUCCAAAUAUGAAUGAAGAAUUUCUGUGGACAGGAAUGAUUUUUUUUUUUUUUUGAUAUGAGUUUAUUAUGUAAAGACAGACUGUCUUGUAAAAUAAAUCACGUGAUUUGUAGUGAUGAAUUCUGAAUCUUUAUCUUUUCAGUGUUUGACUAUCAAUAAAAGGAGUGAACUGAAA
Molecule: messenger RNA, 981 nt
Organism: Haplochromis burtoni (Burton's mouthbrooder)
Lineage: Eukaryota; Metazoa; Chordata; Actinopteri; Cichliformes; Cichlidae
Product: nuclear fragile X mental retardation-interacting protein 1-like
Biological process (GO): box C/D snoRNP assembly
Cellular component (GO): nucleus
Molecular function (GO): RNA binding
Source: RefSeq, a predicted model, not a curated record